AUGAACUCCUUGAACAUAAUCACCUCGCGGGUGUCGCCGCCACCAAGCCCGGGCCCCUCGCGAUCCAACUCUUUUGGCUCCAUAGGCAUGGCGGUAGAGCCCAAUGAUGACUCGUGCGAUGGCGACCCGGACCGGAAGCGAAGGGAUGAUGCUCUCGAAGACAAUACUUCAACGACUGUCAAAUCCGAGAAGGUCGACGAAGCGUCCGUCAGCAUCGAUGCGCCGAGUGAAUACACGCCCCUAAUGAAUGAGUCGAAGGAGGCGGGUGUGCGGUCAGCGACGUGGCACUCUCUGCCGCGUUCCAUCGCAACCACGUUCAUCAAUUCGAUCCGAUGGUUCUUCUCUACCCUGGCCGCUCCCGGCGUCUACCUCAUCGCCUGUCUCUCUUUGGGGACGCGCAACGAUAAGUUUGCGCACGAAUCCGGUUUCUACGACGAGAAUAAUGGCCUGCACCUCUCUACUUCGAGUCGAGCCGUCUUCCGGUUCAUCAUCGUCUGGGCCUCUCGUCCGAGUCCGAAUCGGAUCCUGACCACAGGAACCAGCAUCGCAGCUCCGUACAACGACAUACUCGCUCCAAAACUCUACAAGACACGGAAGAAAUCGCCCCGUCACGAAGGUCUAUACGCAUCCAAGCUACACAGCGAGGAAGGACUUCGAAAGCACCGAAAGACUCAAUCUGCCAGCUCACAGGCCAAACGCAGUGACGGCACCGCCGUGGCCGAUAUUUCUGCCCAGCUCAAGUCGCCGACAUCACCUGCUGGCGCUUUGACGAAAUACCAAAAGACACUGAUCCUGGAUCUCGACGAAACAUUGAUACACAGCAUGUCUAAGGGAGGCCGCAUGAGUACUGGGCACAUGGUCGAAGUCCGGCUAAACCAGACCUAUGUCGGCGCCGGAGGGCAGACGUCGCUAGGGCCGCAGCACCCCAUCCUCUACUGGGUCAACAAGCGGCCCUACUGCGACGACUUCUUGCGCAGGAUCUGCAAGUGGUACAACCUUGUCGUCUUCACGGCCUCCGUGCAGGAAUACGCCGACCCUGUCAUAGAUUGGCUCGAGUCGGAGAGGAAAUUCUUCUCGGCUCGUUACUAUCGCCAGCACUGCACGUUCCGGCAAGGUGCAUUCAUCAAGGACCUGAGCUCUGUCGAGCCCGACCUCAGCAGGGUCAUGAUCUUGGACAACAGCCCGCUGAGUUACAUGUUCCAUCAAGACAAUGCGAUACCCAUUCAAGGCUGGAUUAACGACCCGACGGACAACGACCUUUUGCAUCUGGUGCCGCUUCUUGAGGGUCUGCAGUACGUGUCGGAUGUGCGGGCGCUGCUGGCGUUGAGGGGCGGCGAGGACGGUCAGCACAUGGCAUAGUCGUUGUAAUGGCAAAUACAAAGGGGCAGGCGGAACGUGAAAAACUUCAGCGGCUUCAACUACGUCUGAAGGCAAUUGAAUGUGUGUAUGUAUGUAUACCAACAGCGGUGUUGUAGGUUUCCGGGAGUGAAACGGAGUUUCCGAGCGGGUGGGCGCAACGAAGCCAGCAUUCAGGGACCGACGGCAACGUCGAUGGCUGGUUCCGAGAGCGGGUUUUAUGCAAUUUGUUAUUCCAUUUUGUC
Messenger RNA from Verticillium dahliae VdLs.17, 1601 nucleotides. Its product is annotated as nuclear envelope morphology protein. The transcript has 6 exons. Bases 1 to 1359 code for a protein of 452 amino acids. Gene Ontology annotation, molecular function: protein serine/threonine phosphatase activity. Lineage: Eukaryota; Fungi; Ascomycota; Sordariomycetes; Glomerellales; Plectosphaerellaceae. The record is from RefSeq and is a predicted model, not a curated record.